Cyprinus carpio (common carp) is the source of this 750-nucleotide messenger RNA. Its product is annotated as protein PALS2-like. Bases 1 to 735 code for a protein of 244 amino acids. Gene Ontology annotation, molecular function: protein binding. The record is from RefSeq and is a predicted model, not a curated record. Gene Ontology annotation, cellular component: cell-cell junction; plasma membrane. The transcript is spliced from 6 exons. NCBI's taxonomy places the organism in Eukaryota, Metazoa, Chordata, Actinopteri, Cypriniformes, Cyprinidae.
AUGACCUUGGCCAAUGCCAAGUCCUGGCCCAGAGGGACCCAUGCAGCUCAGUGUGGAGAUGGAGAGCCAAUGCAGCAGGUGCUGGAUAACCUCAAAGGGAGCUGCCACCCUUCAACAGGAGCCAAAGACAUCGACCUCAUCUUCCUCCGUGGCAUUAUGGAGAGUCCCAUAGUUCGCUGCUCCUUCGCUAAGGCGGUGCAAAGUAAUAACGUGGAGCUAGUGAGUGAGAUCCUGUCUGAUAUGAGCAGUCUGAUCACUCGUGAUGAAAGUGCAGCAGAACUCUGUAAGAUCCUGAAGGAACCCAACUUCCAGUCCCUGUUAGAAGCUCACGACAAGGUGGCCUCUAAGUCAUAUGAAGCUCCUCCCACCAGCACCAAUUCCACCAGCAUGACCAGCUCAUCCCUCAUGCCGGCUGACACGGUUCGCAUGAUCAGCAUCCAGAAGAAGGACGGAGAGCCUCUGGGUGUAACAUUCCGGGUGGAGGACGGUGACCUUGUCAUCGCGCGCGUUUUGCAUGGCAGCAUGAUUGACAGACAGGGGAUGCUGCACGCAGGUGAUGUCAUCCGAGAGGUGAACGGCCGAGAGGUGGGCAAAGACCCCAUGGCUUUACAGGACAUGCUAAGGGACUGCAAUGGAAGCAUCACACUCAAAAUCCUGCCCAGCUACAGGGACACGCCUCCACCCGUACAGGUCAGCACACCACCGAUUCACAGCAAACCCAGUGAGAUUAAAUGAUUUAAUUUUUGCAUU